GUGUCCCUCGUUUGGCGCUGCGUCUGUCACGUGACCUUCAGGGCUCAAGAUGGCGGCUUCCACGGAGGUGAAAGCUCUUGUUUGAGGACAGGAAGACCAAAUGGCUGAGGGACAGGCGGUGCUGGACCUGCAUCUCUGACAAGGAGGUGAGAAAAGGAGAAGUGUGUCGUCUUCAAGGCUGCCUUCGGCGAGGUCACGCCCCACCACCCUCUCUCACUUUCUCCCCGGGUCCUGAGUGUGGAUGGAGAACGAACAGUGAGUCUCAAAUCUUUUCUGGACAUUGGGGUCACUGACAUGUGCCCCUUCCUUGGGGGCUAGGGGUGUCACCAGGCUGUCUGACGCUACGAGUACUCUAUAAGCAGCUACCGACCAGUCGCUCUUUUUUUUUUUUUUGGUAUACUUCCCUCCUCAGGUUUGGAGAGAGAGGGUUCCUCCUACCUUUUCAUCCAUGAUCCAAAUUCCCACCCCUUUGGAAGGGAAACAUAGCAGCGCUGGUCCAACCUGAGAGUAGUCGAAUGGCUGCAGCCAUGACAAGCAAAGCCAUGCUGGGGGAAGCCGCCAUUGUGUUUAUAGUGGUGCUGAGCAUCCAUGCCUCAGUAUGGGACCGCUAUUCCUGGUGUGCUGUGGCCCUGGCUGUUCAGGCCUUCUAUGUCCAGUACAAGUGGGACAGGCUACUCCAGCAGGGGGCUGCAGUUUUUCAAUUCAGGACCACAGCUAACAGCGGACUCCUGCCUGCCUCCAUGGUCAUCCCUUUGCUGGGGGUGGUGAUGAAGAAGCGCUGUGAAGGCGUAGGAAAUGUGUACUUUGAGCGCUUUGGCAUUGUGGUGGCAGCCACAGGCAUGGCAUUGGCACUUUUCCUGUCCGUAUUGGCCCUGGGCAUCACCAGACCAGUGCCCACCAACACCUGUGUCAUUUCUGGUCUGGCUGGAAGUGUCAUCAUCUACAUCAUGAAACACUCAUUGAGUGUGGCAGAGGUGAUUGAGGUCCUCGAGGUUCUGCUGAUCUUUGUUUACCUCAACAUGAUUCUGCUGUAUCUGCUACCCCGAUGCUUUACCCCAGGAGAGGCAUUGCUCAUCCUAGGGGGUAUCAGCUUUGUCCUCAACCAGCUCAUUAAGCGAUCCCUAAAUGUUAUUCAAGGCCGAGGAGACCCAGUGGACUUCUUUCUCCUGGUGGUGGUAGUAGGGAUGGUUAUCAUGGGUAUCUUCUUCAGCAUGUUCUUUGUCUUCAUGGACUCUGGAACCUGGACAUCUUCUCUUUUCUUCCAUUUAAUGACAGGUGUUCUGGGCCUUGGUGUCAUCAUGCCCUGGUUAUACCACCUAAUUCGGGAGAACCCCUUGCUCUGGCUUUUCCAAUUCCUAUUCCAGUCAGAAACUCAUAUCUACCUCCUCAUCUACUGGUCCCUGCUGGCUGCUUCAGCCUGCCUAAUUGUAAUGUACCAAAAUGCUAAGAGAUUGUCUUCUGAGUCGAAGAAGCAUCAGGCCUCCACAGUUACCCGGAAGUAUUUCCACUUUAUCAUAGUGGCUACUUAUAUACCAGGACUCAUAUUUGACCGACUCCUACUAUAUGUUGCGGCUGUGGUCUGCCUGGCUGUCUUUAUCUUCCUUGAGUAUAUUCGCUUCUUUCGAAUUAAGCCCCUGGGCCAGACUCUAAGGAACCUGCUUUCCCUCUUCCUUGAUGAAAGGGACAGUGGCCCCCUCAUCCUGACUCACAUUUACCUGCUGCUGGGCAUGUCUCUCCCUGUCUGGCUGUUCCCACGACCUUGUGCCCCAAAGGGUAGCCUGGGAGGGGUUGGGGCUCUGGUCCCUUAUGCAGGAGUGCUGGCUGUGGGGGUAGGUGACACCAUUGCUGCCAUUUUUGGCAGUACAGUGGGAGAGAUCCAUUGGCCAGGAACUCUAAAGACUUUUGAGGGGACAAUGACUUCCAUAUUUGCUCAAAUCAUUUCUGUGGCUUUGAUCUUAAUCUUUGAUAGUAGGGUGGACCUUAACUCCAGCUAUGCUUGGAUUUUGGGGUCUAUCAGCAUAGUCUCCCUCCUGGAAGCCUACACUACCCAAAUAGACAAUCUUAUUUUACCUCUCUACCUCCAGAUUCUGCUAAUGGCUUAGUCUUCAUGCAAAGAUCAUGAAGGGAGGAAGUGAGUUGAAGGGAAACAUAUGGCCUAUAGUCAGCAAUUAGCCAUUUGGGUGUGAUGGCUCGGCUGGUGAAAAGCUGAUUCACUUUCGAAGUGAAUUGAGAUUUAAAAUAAAAUCAAAGCUGCUCUUGCAUUUUAACUCUGUUGAUUUGAAAAUAAGGUAACAUUUCAGAUGAAGGAAUUGAAAGGAUAUACCAGUGAGCGUUUCCAGUGGAAGUGCACUACUUUUUUUAACGUUUGUUUUUUAUUUUUCUAAAUCACAUGGAAACACAUUCUUUGCAUCAAUGGGGCCCAUUCAGAGGGCUAGAGAAGUUUUUGUGAAAGAAAUAAAAAACCCAGCCUUGAAAAAUAGCUUCUCAUCUUAAAUAACGUAUACCUAAUAAUUUACAGAAUUGUGAAAACUGGAUUUUGCUUACUGGACUUCAUUUUGUAGAAGAAAAUAGUAGAGGGAGAAGCUUUUUGUAACCUUUAUGAGAAUGUUUUAACUGGGUAAAGGGGGAGAGGAGUGCAAAAGAAUGAAUGAAGAAAUAUUUGAGUUAAAUGGCAUUAAAUUUAUUUCUCCUAAGUGGGCCAUAGGGUGCAAUAUCAGAACCAGAUUAGUAUAGCUGGUUACUUGGAAAUUAGGAGCGCCUAGGGGUGGAAGUAGGUAGCAGAGGAACUAAGAGAAGAUAUAGAAUAGAUAUUGAGGGUCAAUUGUGGAGAAUGGGAAAAGCUGGAGAGUACUCUGUAGCAGAGGUCCAAAUGGCAGGGCCACAUGCAACCCACAAUACUCCUGAGUGCAGCCUAACCAGGUUAAAAUGUAAUUGGAAAAAAUUUAACAAAGUAAAUAAAAAUGCAAUAAAACA
Messenger RNA from Phascolarctos cinereus (koala), 2973 nucleotides. It is a transcript of the gene DOLK, whose product is annotated as dolichol kinase. The record is from RefSeq and is a predicted model, not a curated record. Lineage: Eukaryota; Metazoa; Chordata; Mammalia; Diprotodontia; Phascolarctidae. Gene Ontology annotation, cellular component: endoplasmic reticulum membrane. Gene Ontology annotation, biological process: dolichyl monophosphate biosynthetic process. Gene Ontology annotation, molecular function: dolichol kinase activity.